AUAUCUUAUGACAGAAAAGAGAAGGAUUUAGAUGUUUAGAUGAAAUACAUUAAUUACCCUUUGGGAAGUUAGAGGAGAUAUAGAGACAGCUUUAUCAAUAUCAUCUAAGUAUGAUCAGGAAUUUAAAUGCUUCAAAGUCACAGUUAUGUCAUCAUCUCAUUGUUGGCAUACCUUUAAAGCCCCCUGACCUUCAGUCUUGUUUUAUUCAAGUAUUGUCAUUCAGAAAUCACUCAGAUCCGGGUUGUAUAAUUAGAACCGACUCUUCUUAAUCUUUUUGGAGAAACCUUUUUAAAUGUACUACUGUGAUGUCUCAGCAAAGGGGAUAGUGUGUAUACUCUGACAUUUUGAGGAGAAAAAGUUAAACGGAUUAACUGGUUAAUGGUGUAACAACAACAAUAAAAUAUAGAUGUGUAGUGACUGGAUUUCCCUGGUUGAGCUGAUUGAUAUAAAAAGAAAGUGAUUGUAUCCUUUACUGACAUCUCCAUUGAGUGGUGACUGCUCCUCGUAAGUGUUCAGUGUGAUACUGAGAGGGGAUUCAUUCAGAAAGCACAUGGGCCUCAAUCCAUGGUCGAGUAGUAAGAGCAUUGCGCUCAAAAUCACACGGCCUCUCACCUCUGGUCGGUGUGGAUUCGAAUCCCGCUCAUGCCGAGAGAAAAGAACAGUGCACUACAGUCAGCCUCUUCAGUAGCUGUAGACCUUGAAUUCCAAGGUCAAGGUCAUUCACCAAGGUCACAUGAGACCAGUGUGUGUUUUUAUACUCGAAGUGCCACCAAGUUAAGGAUAUUGAAGAUGACUGAGCAGCGCAGAACUCAUCUAAAUCGGAGCAUGGAAAAAAGUUUCGAAGAUUUACUGACAGGGCUAGAUGAUGACCUUGAGCCAGAUAUAGAUGACAUCUUCACAAACUAUGAUCAUCUGCCAGAGAAAGUUACUGAUUCCACAUUUAAUGCUAUGGCUUUCCAACACAAGGACACACAUCUUUCCCCAGCAUCUUCACUAGAGAAGGAAUUUCCAAAAAUGGCUGAACCUGCAUCUGAAGAGUCCAAGAAGAAUGAUUUAAAGGACAUCCAGUUCCCAAGAGCAGAGAGAAACACAGAUCCUGGGAUUCAGAGUGAGGAUGAAGAUGAGGAGCUCGAGCUACAUGAAGAACUGCCCGAAGAAUUGGAAUUCGUAUCCUCUCACCGGCAGGAGGAGGAGGAGGGGGAGGUUUAUGAUUCUUCUAAAUUAAUUUUGCCUACUUUUGGGGAGAGCAACACAGAUGAUUCACUUCUUGGGAAUGUGGAGCUAGAGGAAGAUGAAGAGGAUGAAGAAGAGGAAGAAAAAAUGGAGCAUCAGAAACAAACUAUGGAGGGAGAAGAUCAAAAAGAUCUGACAAUGUUUUCGGGUCUGGAUCAUGAUGACUCUGAUCCAGAUAUUGAUAAGUUAGUCGCAGAAUGUGAAUUCUUGCCUGAGACUGUUACUGAUUCUACCAUCAAUGCCAUGGUAGACAGGAAUCGACCUUUAGCUAAAUCAUACCAUCAGAGCCAGGAAUUAGACAAUGAGGAAUCGGAUAGAGACGAAACCAUGGAAAUAGAUGCAACACAGGAAAACAGCCCUCCCCCAGAGGUUCGUAUAAGAAUUCAAAAAGAGGCCAGCUUAGAUUUCUCAGUUCUUGAGCCUGAUAGUAACCAUUUGGAUGUGGAUAUUGGCAAGCACAAGACUAAUCUGAGAAAGCAGGGAUCACUGGCUAAGAGGAGGAAGCCAACUCGCUCUAAUGUCCGGAGUGCUCUCCUGUCUGGGGAGGAAGCAAUGUUCCAGGAUUCUUCAGAACCUAAGAGAGAACCUGCUGACAGUAAAGAAGAUGAGGAUGAUGUGUUUGGUCAGAGGACUUCAACUUCCUCUACUGAAGGAGUACCAACUUCACCCCCAGCCAAAAAACCCAGCAAAGUCAUGGUACCACUGCCAGGGUUCGGGGGCCCCAAGCCUGAACUUAGGAGGCGCUCUGAAGAACAACACCAGGCAGACAUGGCAGUCGAUGAACCCAAAAAGAAAGACUUCCGAAGUUAUGGAGUCAAAUUACCUGUACCUCAAGUAUCUAGAAAAAGUGAAAGCACUGACGAGACCAUUAGCACAGCAGCUCUGAGGAAAGUUCCUAGGAAAGACGAUGCUGAGAAUCAGGAACCAGUUAAACAUUAUAAUGUGUCCUCUCUGAAAUCAGUGAAAAAAGAGAGUAGAGUCUCGAAAACUGAAUCAGAAUCUGACAAAUUCUUUGAAAAGCCAUCUUUACGACAAGUGUCUAGAAGUGAAAAUAAAGAAAGGACUUCGGGUGAAAAUAAAUUUGAGAAACCUGCUUUAAAGACUGUUUCCAGACCAAAUAUGGACAAAUCCAAUGAAGUAGAUGUGAAAUUUGAGAUUCCAGCCUUGAAACAAGUAACAUUAGAGAGAGGUGAAAUCAAUAAAUCUGAUAAAGAAAAUGAAAGUUUGUAUAGCAGGCCAUCUUUGAAAUCCACACCAAAGCCUCCAGAAGAAAAGGCUGCCCCUACUACUCCAAAGAGUCCUGAGGCUAAAACAUUUGAACUGCCCACUUUACGACCAACUCCAAAAGCAAGCAGGAGCAGACAAGAAGAUACUCAACAGGACGCAGUUUCUUUUGAGAAGCCAGCUCUACGAAAUGUUUCAAGACCAUUGGAAAGAAAAGAGUCUGUCGAAACUGGAUCUUUUGAGAAACCUACACUUAGGAAUGUUGGUAAACCUCCAUUGCCAGAGAAACGGAUCUCCAUUGCUGAAGAUGACAGUGAGGACAAGCACAAAUUUGAUGUUCCUGCUUUGAGAAUGGUACCAAGAGAUCAGAAACCUACAGAAACAUUGAGGAAUGUCACAAGAGGAGAAAAAGGUUCAGAAAUUGAGUUAAUUCGAAAACCAUCUUUAAAAUCUACACCUCGUAAAGAGGUUCCUAAGUCGGAGGAGGGCAAGGAAACUCCAGGUUGGCUGAAAAACAUGAAGUUGAGGAAAACUAAAAGUCAAUCAGAAGACAUAAACAAUGUCGAGGAGAGUAAGGAGCAACCUGAGUGGCUGCAGACAGCCAGUGAAAAAAGAGAAAAGGCACUAGAAACACUCAACUCGAAAGAAAACAUUUCAAAAACUAGCUCAGAAAAUAAAGUGCCUUGGUUAAGCCGAGACAAUCUGAAGAAAACAUCCACUCCACUACAAGAAAAUAAUGACAAUUUACAUUCCAAUAACGAGGAGGGCAGACAGAGGCUUAGCUCAGUUGAAAGUAAUGGUGACAUUGACCAUAGAUCAAGGGAAAGAACUCCAUCAAAGAAUGAUGGCCAGAAAGCAAACUAUGUACCAAGUUGGAUGAAAGCCCAGGACAGCCGUCAUAAGUCAAAUCCUAACUUGAAUUUUGUGACUCCAGCAUCUAACUCGGAAGAACUACCAGAUUGGAAGAAAGCACUGGCCGAAAAAAGAAAAUCAAGACGGGACUCAGACAUCAUAGUUAAACCGACAGCCGACAGUGAGAAGGAAAUUCCUCCCUGGAAGCAGGAACUGGCCAAAAAGGGAAUGAAAUCCUCCACCCCUGUCAAACCUUCAUCAGAACAAAGGAAAUCAGAACCCGAGUGGAAACUCAAGGCAGACGAGAAACGACAGAGAAUUAUAAUACAUUUUAAGACAGAUCCAGAUGAUGAAGAACAGAGACUGGACUCUUCGACAAAACCUUAAGGAAAACGUAAAUCAGAGAGGGGUUCAAAGAAAUCAACAAAGUUACAAUAUGUACAUUGACCAGAAUUUAUUUUGUAGCAAUUUGCAUGCAUACAUUAUUUACUAAAGAUUUGCAUAUUAAAUAUGGAAACCUAGGGUAAUGAUAUUUUAAGCAUUCACCAUUUCUGUAUAAUAGUUCCUGGUACCAUUUUAAUAUAUCAUAUCUGUAAAACUGAGAAUGUGAAAUACUUCCUGCUAGAUUUAUAAUUAUAUAGCUAGGGUGAGUGAUUUUUGUGCAGCUGUUUAGAAAUAGAUUGGUAUUACUGUAAAAAGAGGGAACAUGACUGUCGAAAAUAGAUUAUGUUUAUGAACAUGUAGAUGAUGACAGCAGAGAGAUAUUCUUCCUUCCCUCUCAUUAUUUCUGUUUUACUUAUAAGAGUUUUUGAUAUCAUUUAAAAGGGAAUAUACAUAUAUAUCUUUUCGUUUUUAUAGAAAGAUCAAGUUCUGAAUUCAGUCUAUGUAACACACCCAGAUUGCUUUGGCAUUGUUAAUGAAACCAAAUAUUUUCAUGCUUAGCAGAAUUGAUAAGUGUCAAGAUUAGAUAUAAUUUGUAACACACACCUGUAUACUAGAUUCCUGGUAAUCUUGCUUUCUUUCAUCAUUUACAUCAAUGUAAAACAAUGCUAGUAUAUACAAUUUACCUGCUUAUAAUGUUACAUGCAUGGCUAGCCACGGUGUAACAAAAUUCAUAUCAUUGUUGGUAUCAUGUGCUACUAGUAGCUGGACUGUAGCAUGGGAUAUAGAUUGUAAGGAACGGUUUCCAGUUAGUGAACACGUGGGUUGCCUGUAUGUUUCUCUAUGUAUUCUUCUUAAUUCCUGAUAUUACAUCAUUAGUAUAGUUAUCACUGCUGGUUUUACAGUGAAACACAGAUAUAGCAAACCUUCAGGGCCAGCAGAAAGAAAACUUUCAUUAUAUCUAAUACAUUGUACAUUUUUUGCUAUUUUCCUCAUAUAGGGAAAUUUUAAAAUAAGUGUGAAUUCAUUAUAAGCAUGAAUUCAUUAUUUGCAUGUUCAUUAUAAGUGUGUUUUACUCUAUUGUGGAUUUUAUCGAGAGCAUUCCAAUCUCCCGAAAGUAUGUUACAGAAACAAAGUGUUUCGUGAUAAAUGAAAAGUAUCGGAAGUUUAGAAAAUUUUAUUUUAUUUUAAUGAGAAUAAUUCAUGCACUCCAAAAUGUCCAGAUUGUAGAUUUAUAGAUGAUUGUUCAUUUCCUGGUGACGUAAUAUGGGACCAUUAGACAAUGUCCUCUCCCCGUUUUGCUCAAUGUGAUAGAAAGUGUGGUGCAUUUUUUCUUUUUUGUAAAAGACUUGAUUCAAAGAAAAGUUUUAAUACAAAUGUUAUAAUUAAUGUGUUUAUAGCUGUAUAUUUUUAGGAUUUCAUUUAAGACCAUUGUGAGUGCAAGAGCACUUAAAAAGCUUAUCACUUUGUGAUGGUUAUAUUGUCAUGUCUCAAAGUUAUGAUUCAUUUGAUAUAAUAUUAAUAAAGUCGUAUAAAAUUUUUACAGAUA
Ostrea edulis (European flat oyster) is the source of this 5239-nucleotide messenger RNA. RefSeq names its product neurofilament heavy polypeptide-like. Bases 643 to 3696 code for a protein of 1017 amino acids. The record is from RefSeq and is a predicted model, not a curated record. NCBI's taxonomy places the organism in Eukaryota, Metazoa, Mollusca, Bivalvia, Ostreida, Ostreidae. The transcript is spliced from 17 exons.